Molecule: messenger RNA, 4627 nt
Organism: Varanus komodoensis (Komodo dragon)
Lineage: Eukaryota; Metazoa; Chordata; Lepidosauria; Squamata; Varanidae
Gene: IRF2BPL
Product: interferon regulatory factor 2 binding protein like
Exons: 2
Coding region: 106-2268 (720 amino acids)
Biological process (GO): regulation of transcription by RNA polymerase II
Cellular component (GO): nucleus
Molecular function (GO): transcription corepressor activity
Source: RefSeq, a predicted model, not a curated record
CCCCGCGAAGGGUGGCCGGCGCGGUAGCGGCUGAAGCAGAGCGCGCUCGCCAGAAGGAAGCGACGGCAGCGCCUCGCCCGUCCUGCGCCUCCUCCAGCGGCAGCCAUGUCGGCGGCGCAGGUGUCGUCCUCGCGGCGGCAGUCGUGCUACCUGUGCGACUUGCCGCGCAUGCCGUGGGCCAUGAUCUGGGACUUCAGCGAGCCCGUGUGCCGGGGCUGCGUCAACUACGAGGGCGCCGACCGCAUCGAGUUCGUCAUCGAGACCGCCCGGCAGCUCAAGCGGGCGCACGGCUGCUUCCAGGACGGCCGCUCGCCGGGGCCGCCGCCGCCCGUGGGCGUGAAAGCCGUGGGGCUGUCGGCCAAGGAGGCGGCGGCGGCCGCGGCGGCGGCGGCGGCCGCGGCGGCCGUGCAGCAGCAGCAGCAGCAGCAGCAGCUCAACCAUGUGGACGCGGCGUCCUCGAAAGCGCCGUCGGGCCUGGAGCGCUACGGGCUGAGUGAGCAGCGCAGCCGCUUCGAGUAUCCCCCGCCUCCGGGCAGCCUGAGCGGAAGCCACGCGGGCCGCCUGCCCAAUGGCCUGGGUGGCCCCAACGGCUUUCCCAAAGCCCCCGACGACGGGCCGCCCGAGCUGAACCGCCAGAGCCCCAACUCCUCCUCCUCGUCGUCGUCGUCGUCCUCCUCCCGCCGAGGGGCGCACGGCGGGCUGGUGAGCGGCCUCCCCGCCGGCGGCGGCGGCGGGGCCCAGCUCAACGUGCCGCCCAACCUGCUGCCGCAGACGCUGCUCAACGGGCCCGCCGCCGCCGGGGUGGCCCUGCCUCCCCCGCGGGUGCCGCCGGCGUCGUCGUCGGCGUCGUCCUCGUCGUCGUCGUCCUCCUCGUCGACGUCGUCGUCGGGCGACCCGUGCGGGAAGCGGCCCGGCUCGGUGUCGAGCAGCGGCGACCAGGAGCGCGAGCUGAAGGAGAAGCAGCGCAACGCCGAGGCGCUGGCCGAGCUGAGCGAGAGCCUGCGCAACCGCGCCGACGAGUGGGCCAGCAAGCCCAAGCUGGUGCGGGAGACGCUGCUCACGCUGGCCGGCUGCACGCCCUACGAGGUGCGCUUCAAGAAGGACCACGCGCUGCUGGGCCGCGUCUUCGCCUUCGACGCCGUCUCCAAGCCCGGCCUGGACUACGAGCUGAAGCUCUUCAUCGAGUACCCCAGCGGCUCCGGCACCGUCUUCUCGAGCGCGUCCGGCGUGGCCAAGCAGAUGUACCAGGACUGCAUGAAGGACUUCGGCCGCGGCCUGUCGUCGGGCUUCAAGUACCUCGAGUACGAGAAGAAGCACGGCUCGGGCGACUGGCGCCUGCUGGGCGACCUGCUGCCCGAGUCGGUGCGCUUCUUCAAGGAGAUGGUGGGCGCGGACAUGCUGCCGCAGCCCUACCUCGACGCCUCGUGCCCGAUGGUACAUCUAAUCCGGCCCGCGGCUGGAAGCCGCGGGCCCGGCGGCGGCGGCGGCGGAGGGGGCGGCGGCGGCGGCGGCGGCGGGCUGCGCAAGAGGAAGGCCUCCCCGGAGCCGUCGGACUCUGCCUCGGAGGGCAGCCUCAAGCUGAGCGACGAGCAGCAGCGGCAGCAGUGGAUGGCGAGCCAGAGCGAGGCGCUCAAGCUCACGAUGUCGGCGGGGGGCUUCGGCGGGGUGCCGCCGCCGCCGCCGCCGCUGGGGCCGCACUCCAACCGGACCACCCCGCCCGAGUCGGCCCCGCAGAACGGCCAGUCGCCCAUGGCGGCGCUCAUGUCGGUGGCCGACACGCUGGGCAACGCGCACUCGCCCAAGGACGGCAGCUCGGUGCACUCGACCACGUCCACGCGGAGGAACAGCAGCAGCCCCGUGUCCCCCGCCUCGGUGCCCGGCCAGCGCCGCCUGGCCUCCCGCAACGGGGACAUGAACCUGCAGGUGGCCCCCCCGCCCCCCAGCGCCCACCCGGGCAUGGACCAAGUGCACCCCCAAAACAUUCCAGACUCGCCCAUGGCCAAUAGCGGACCGCUUUGCUGCACCAUUUGCCACGAACGCUUGGAGGACACCCACUUCGUGCAGUGCCCCUCGGUGCCCAGCCACAAGUUCUGCUUCCCCUGCUCCCGGGAGAGCAUCAAGGCCCAGGGGGCCACGGGCGAAGUGUACUGCCCCAGUGGCGAGAAAUGCCCCCUUGUAGGUUCCAACGUGCCUUGGGCAUUUAUGCAGGGCGAGAUCGCGACCAUUUUAGCCGGAGACGUGAAAGUGAAAAAGGAGCGAGACCCUUGAAACAGCAAAUCGAACACCCUUCAGCUGCCUGAAGAUGUAGAAUUGUGAAUAUUGGAAACAAAACACACGGGACAGUACUGCAAAAAGUUUAGUCUUAUGUAUAGACCUUAUUUUCGUCGUAUGUUUCUAUAUUUUGAAACAAAGGUAUGUACCCUUCUUCAUUUGAAGGAUAGAGCUGUUCUUUUUGUUCUUUUUUUUGUUUUGUUUUGUUAAAACAGAAUAUAUUAUUGGUUGGUUACCACAUAAUACCUGUUUCUCAUUUCUUUGGCAGUGUGUUGGCUAGGUACACAGUUAAAUAGCCCUUAGCGAUUACCUGCUGCUGGUGUGUAUUUUUGUAAAUGUAUGCACUUCUCUAAAAGAAAAAAAAUCCUUAAAAAAACCAAUAAACAAACCCCUUUUCUUUUUGCCAAGGCCAGUGUUGAUGCCUAUAUAAAAGAUAAUAAUUAAAAAUGCUACAAAAAUGGUGACAGCUUAUGUUUUACAAGCCCACAGUGUUAGUCCUUCACUUUUUCUUUUUCUUGUUUUUUUUUUCUUUUCAUUCCUUUGCAAAAUGGUGGGAGUGAUAUGGGGUGCUUUUUUGUUGCAACUUUGUAAAAAAUGUUUCAGUUUGUUUCUAUUGACCUGAACAUUUUUAACCUUCAUGUGUUUCAUUUUUGUUGUUGUUGUUUUUGCUUUAUUGAUGCACGGAAGCUUUUGAACACUAGAGCAAAAUUGCUGUACAUGAAAAACAUGCUCUGUUUGUCCUUUAUACAUUUCUGUAGUUAACAGAACACUGUAAUGUGCCUUGGAGCUUAGUAAAUUGUAAUAAAUUCAAUUGAUAUUAAUAGUUCCUGAGUAAGUUUUUCUUUGCCCAGUGCUUGGACAACAGAGAGGACAAAAUCUGUGCCCCCCCCCCUUGAAUGCCUCACUAUUCUGUCAGAGAUUUGCAUUUCCUUCUCACCAUGCCAUUUGUACACAAACAAACAGAAUAUGUGUAAUGAUGCUGUCUAACUCAUCUAGACUUUGUGCUUGCUUACAUGUCACCUUUCACUAUUGCAGAAACAGUUGCUGACUAAGCAUUUUUCUAUUCACUGUUCCUGCCGUUUCUUCCCCCUCCUGCUACUGUGCUGCAAAGCUUUUCUGUUACACAAGAAACAUCUUUUUGUGAGAAUUAAGUCCUGGCAGUACAAUCCAGUGCAUGUUUGCUCAAAAUAAGUCCCAAGUAAAUGUGUGGAGGAUUUUAUCUGUGCAGCUUGUUGCAGGACUUUUGAGUAGACAUCCAUAGGAUUGUAUGGAAAGUCGGUUUCAAGUUUUUUUCGUACACUGCCCCCAAAAUGCAUUUAAGUAUUUGCUAAUGAAAUUAAAACCAUCACCUUGUGCGAGGUAUUCUGGAAGCAAGGCAGAAUGUAGUCAAGACUUCUAUCCAAGUAAAUUUACACAGGAUUAAGCUACUCAAGGGGGUGGUGUGGCGAAAAGGCACCCACUGAAUCUUGGCACUGGUAGUAGGCACUGAACUUAUUGCAGGAAUGAUCUGACAUGUCAAAUUAAUGCAGCAUGUAUUUUAGCUAUAUAUAAACUGACUCCUUGAAAUUAAGUUUUGUUUGGAUAUAAAAUAUCUAUAAGCAAUGUAGAAUGUGAAUUGUUGCUUCUCUCUUCCCCCCACCCCCCUGCAAAAGGAAAGUGGUUAUUAGCUUCACUAAAUUAAACUGCAUUGCUCCUGGCAAUGGGCAAACACAAUUAUUCUUUUUAUUAAGUUUGUAAAAGUGACUUCUGCAUUUUCAUGAGAUUUGGGCAAGGGAGCAGAAUGCCUAUUUGGCUGACCAGUUCUACAGGCAGAGUAAACAUACAGGCCUCUCCAACUGGCUGGAAAAUGCAAACAGACCUAGCCUGAACUUUGCCUUUUCUAGUGAGGCAAAUUAGAGGAAAGGUAGACAAUUUUCACGUUGUUGACGUUGCAGUGUUUUUGCAGCAUGAAUGAAGAGGUGGCCCAGUGCAUUGUGCCAAAGGUUACCAGACACCAGUAGCAUUUAUACUUUUGGCCCAUUGAAAAGCAGAUGUAAAGAAGCAUUUUAAAGCAACCCUCCUGGCCUUUGGGUUUGUAUUUGGUUCCUGCUAGUACUAUAGUUUUUAUUUUUAGUCUCAUCAGUAGUGAAAAAUGAAGCGCUGCAGUUCAGGGCUUUACUGUGUACCUUGAUUUUCAAAGCUGAACUGCUUUGUGGUUAUCUUUUUUUCUGUGCCUAUUUGAGAUUCACCCUUGGAAGCCAUUAUGUUAUUUUUAAGAUGAUUAUCUUUUAUAUGGGAUGAUAUUGAUGCUUAUGAAUCUCAUAACCCACUGAAUUCCUUCCAGUUUGGAAUAAAUGUGCAAAAUAAGACUCUUAAA